GAGCGGCCACACUGCGCUCGCAAAAUAACGUAUUUCUCCAAGUGUUGCUGCAGCCCCAAAACCCCUCUUGCGUCCAAACCGAGACCCAAAUCCAAGGGCCGAACGGAAACGAUCCAGGAACGCCCCAGUUCGCCAGUGCAGCAGGCCCAGGCCGGGAAUCCCACGCUCCACCAACAAUAAACACAAGGCGGUGGGCAGAGCGAGAAAGAGCGAGCCCAGUUUGUUUUUGUUGCUGUGGUGUGAGUGAGUCAUGACGUUUUGGACGGCGUAGAAAAGCCAGUUACAGUCAACCGUCGAGCAUUGCAUAAAGCGGGAGCUGUCGCCCUGCAUUCCAGAACCAGGAUCCGCCAAUCGCCCCAGUCCCUCGCCGUUUGCCAGGACCUGCAACAGCUGCGCCCAUUCCGCACACUCACACACACCCACACAUACGCACCCACGUACACACACUUCUUGAGGAGCAGUGGCACCGAGUGUCACACCAUACACACACGGCGCGAGCGCACGCACACCAUUGCAGCAGGCAGUCUGUCGUCACAGUUGGCUACAUUUCGACUCGUAAAGUCGGAAUCCGAUUCGGACUCGCAUCGAGCUAGCUGAGCAGCAACUUUCGCCGCACUCGAAGUCAAGCCCAAGCCCAAGCCCAAGUCCAUACCGAAACCCCAGCCCAACCGCCCAUUAUCGUCAUGGUGGAUCGCCUGGUCAACUCGGAGGCCAACACCCGGCGCAUCACCUCCGUGGAGAGCUGCUUCGGGAGCUCGGGCGUGCCGCUGGCUAUGCAGGGCCGCGUCCUGGUGGGCGAGGGCGUGCUGACCAAGAUGUGUCGCAAGCGGCCCAAGUCGCGCCAGUUUUUCCUGUUCAACGACAUCCUGGUGUACGGGAACAUAGUGAUUGGCAAAAAGAAGUACAACAAGCAGCAUAUCAUGCCGCUGGAGGAGGUGUCGCUGGAAUCGAUCGCCGACAACCAAACGUACAGAAACGGCUGGUACAUUCGCACCACCACCAAGUCCUUUGUGGUGUUCGCGGCCACCAGCACCGAGAAGCAGGAGUGGAUGGCCCACAUCAACAAGUGCGUGGAAGACCUGCUGCGCAAGAGCGGCAAGAAGCCGGUGGAAAACCAUGCCGCCGUCUGGGUGCCGGACACCGACGCCAGCGUCUGCAUGCACUGCAAGAAGACGCAGUUUACCUUCAUCCAGCGCCGGCAUCACUGCCGCAACUGCGGCGCUGUCGUCUGCGCCGGCUGCUCGGCCAAGAAGUUCCUGCUUCCGCAGCAGAGCACCAAGGCGUUGCGCGUCUGCGACGCCUGCUACGAGCGCUUGAAGCAUGUGCCCAGUUCCCUUGGCUCUGGCGAGGACUCGGCAGCGGCUACCGGUGCUGCCUCCGGCAACAAGCUCAACACAACGGCCGGCGACAGCUCCAACGACGAGGACUCCGACGAGGAGACUGCCUCCCCUGGUGGCGAGUCGCACGAUGAGCCGCGCUUCUACGGCGACAACAGCGUGCUAUCCGCCGUGGAAGACUCCUCGACGAUAACCUCGCCCUCCUCCGUCACCACCGGUAGUUCGGAGGCUCCGCAGGUGACACCGAGCGUCCAAAGCUCCCCGGCUGCCCUUGCGACGACGGGCAGCCACUGUUGAACGGACCACAUAGCGAAUGAUUACGCAAGACGAACAACGGAAGCGAUGCGAGCAGGAGGAGAUCAAGGAGCUGCGCAAGAUGACGGCAUUCAAGGCUCGUCCAAAUCCAUUUAAAUAGUGCUCGACGGAACCAAUCGACUACCAACGUUUGAUAGCCCUGUCCAAAUUUGAAUGAUGUGAAGUCGAUGCUACACAUAAUCGUGUUUAUACCGAUGCAUAGUUUUACCAGAUUAACACAAUUUUUGUCUCUUAACAUUAACAUUACUUUUACGCAUAUAUCGUCGUUCCCGUUUUUGGCGGAUAAGAACCUCUAAAAUCGUAUGUUUGGCGGGAGCAUAAAACUAUAUGGAUAUGUAUACAACAAGAGCAAUUUGCAAUUGCUGUCAUUAACUGUUUUCUAUUUGUACAAAGCCGAAAAAAACAAUAAAUUAAUACUGUAAAUUGAA
Molecule: messenger RNA, 2080 nt
Organism: Drosophila teissieri
Lineage: Eukaryota; Metazoa; Arthropoda; Insecta; Diptera; Drosophilidae
Gene: rush
Product: pleckstrin homology domain-containing family F member 1 homolog
Exons: 2
Coding region: 684-1634 (316 amino acids)
Cellular component (GO): early endosome
Molecular function (GO): metal ion binding; phosphatidylinositol binding
Source: RefSeq, a predicted model, not a curated record